Homalodisca vitripennis (glassy-winged sharpshooter) is the source of this 1958-nucleotide messenger RNA. RefSeq names its product nucleolar complex protein 4 homolog. The transcript is spliced from 10 exons. Lineage: Eukaryota; Metazoa; Arthropoda; Insecta; Hemiptera; Cicadellidae. Gene Ontology annotation, cellular component: Noc4p-Nop14p complex; nucleolus; small-subunit processome. The record is from RefSeq and is a predicted model, not a curated record. Gene Ontology annotation, biological process: ribosome biogenesis. Bases 137 to 1714 code for a protein of 525 amino acids.
GGAUUGGCAACACUGGUUGUGUUUCAUAGUUACGUUACGAGAUACAGAUAGGUUAUGUUGUUAUUAGUGUUGAGUGUAGAUUCGUGUUUUCUUAUUUCUUUGUUAAUGAAGUGAAGAAAUAUUUUAAUUCUUAAACAUGAAAAGACAAUCAACAGAAAAAGUGGAGGAAGGAGUCGUUAAGAAAUCAAAAAGAUAUAUGUCAGUGAAUAAACUAAAUGAAUGUUGUUCACAAUUUUUAAGUAACAAGAAGCAUGCAAAUGUUUUAAUAGAUUUGUUAAAUCAACUUCAAAUACCAACAGAAACACCUGUGGAAUGUGUAACUGCAGUGGAAAAUGUUUUUAUUGAAAUUUUAAAGAGAAAGGAUAUAACAAAAAGUGAUGAAGACAACAUCAGUGAAGCAGAAUGUCAGUACAAGGAGUGGCUUGGAAAUUGCUAUGAAGAUGCAUGGAUUAAGUUGGCAUUGUGUUUGCAAAAAGGUAGUUCUGAAUGUAAGCUACAGGCACUGAACUCCAUGUUCCAGCUACUAUCGAAUGAAGCUAAGUUUCCUCUUACUCAAGAAAAGAAAAAGAAACGAAAGAAGAAUUUUUUUCCAGUAAAGAGAUUGAAGAUUAUACUGGAGUCGUUAUCAUUGUCUUCAAAUUUAAGUACAGAUCUUUCCAAGAGGUUUUCUGAGUUUUUGAGUUAUAAAGAUGUAGGUAGUAAUCUUUGGCUGUCUCUGGAAAGUUUACUGAAAGAUAUGUGCCAACAACAGCCCAAUGACAAACGUGUCUGGAACAUCCUGCUCUUGUUGUCUGGACUACCUAAACUGAAGAAGGGCUCUGACAAUGUAUUUUGUGACAUUAAAAAUGGUGUCCCCGAGGACAAGGUGGUGAGAACAGCUGUGAAUAGUGUAUGGAAACUCCUGGCUCCCUGGCACUACUCCUCCAGAACUCACCAGCUGUUAUUAGUGGUUCUGGUGGAAUACAUGAUGCCUCAGAUGGAUUGUGCUAUUUACCUCACAGACUACUUCAUGGAUUGUUUGAACAGAGAUGAAUGUGAAAUAAGCAUGUUGGCCUUGCAAGGAGUUUUUAACUUAAUCAUCAAACACAACAUAGAAUAUCCUAACAUAUAUGGAAAACUUUAUCAAUUGUUUACAGUAGAGACAUUGAAGGCUAAGUACAAGACACGUCUGUUUGCGCUUGCUGAUGAAUUUUUAAGAUCCACGCACCUGCCACUGACACUUGUAGCAGCAUUUGCCAAGCGGUUCUCACGAUUACUCCUAGUAGCAUCACCGCCAGACAUGCUGAUACUUUUGACUUUUAUAGCCAACCUGCUGAUACGCCACCCGAAUCUCAAAUUCUUAUGUCACAAUCCCAAUGGGAAAGAUGUCGACGAUGAUGUGUACAAUGAGAGUGAGAAGGAUCCAGUCAAGAGUGGUGCGAGCCAGAGUCAACUAUGGGAGGUGAAGCUGCUGCAACAACACCCCUGUGAGAGAGUGGCCAAGCUAGCUCGGAGCAUCAGUGAUGACCUUCCAUCAGUCGAGUACCAGCUGGAGCCACUACUCGAUCUUACCUGGCAAAAGAUGAUAAAAAGAGAUAUCAAGAAUAUUUCUAGGAAGAUACCUGUAAUUGCAGAAAAGUUUGAAGAUAAGCCGUUAUCAAAUAAAAUGGAAGAAGCAAGACAAAAAGAAUUUAAAAUAUUAUUUUCUGAGAUUAGUAAAUUAUUUGUGUUUUAAGCACUAAUUUAAAAAUAUUCCUGAAAAAGAUUAAAAAAAACCUUUUUGUACAUUGUUAACUGGACAUAAAAGUAAUGGAGAUGAAAAUGAGAAAGUACAAAUUUUACUUAGAAGUAUUGGUACUGUCCUAGCUGAUUUUUUAAGUGUAUACUUUAUGAAAAUUAUAUCUGCAAUAUAACGUUUUGUAAGUUAAACAAUGUACUUUGUUUUUAAUUUAAUAAACUAUUUUUUUAAUAAUAGCUUA